Molecule: messenger RNA, 1442 nt
Organism: Acromyrmex echinatior (Panamanian leafcutter ant)
Lineage: Eukaryota; Metazoa; Arthropoda; Insecta; Hymenoptera; Formicidae
Gene: shaker
Product: potassium voltage-gated channel protein Shaker
Biological process (GO): potassium ion transmembrane transport; protein homooligomerization; action potential
Cellular component (GO): membrane; voltage-gated potassium channel complex
Molecular function (GO): protein binding; delayed rectifier potassium channel activity
Source: RefSeq, a predicted model, not a curated record
GCGUGCUCUCGACCGGGGGGUGGCGCGCACAGGAGGUGGCAGGCUCUGCUCUGGUGCGUCAGAGCCUGCAGUGAGCCCGGCAGUGAGGCGAAACGUUGGGCUCCGCGCGGGAGUCUCGUGGCCGCCCGUUUCUCUGAAGAGUCGGGGUGCCUUUUCCCACGAACCAUAAUUUACACGCCACGCUAUUCCCUGUCGUUCACUUGCCUAUUCACUUCCCUGUCUCCUAUCCGCCCGAGUUUUUUUCCUUCAGGACCUCUUAUCGGUUCGUCGCGAAAUUUCACGCACUUUUACAGCUGUUUGCGGUAAAAGCGCGCCAAAAUCGUACGGCAUGCACGUACGAUUUUCGGUAGGCAGCCCUUCUGAAGUAGUUCGGUAUAGAAAUAUUGUGAUUAGAUCGUGCGAUAAUCAUGGGAUUGACAACAUGUUUUUUUUGUGCUUUUUCGCGAUGAUAGGGUUGUCUCGCGGGAGUGCGGAUACUCUCCUCCCCUCCCUGGGUAGCACGCGCUGGAUGCUGCAAAACCGGCCGGAAAGACUUUAACGCUUUAAUCGAACAUCAAGCUGGUCAUCGUUUGAAAUCACUGUGAUCAUAAAUGAUUCUUUUUUGUUGUGCCAAGAUAUCAUUAAUUUGCGGAUUGAAAGUCAUAACCAGUGAUUUAACGUUCAUCAGAAGGAAGAAAAAACAUCGAAGAAUAAUUGAUCAAGAAGUGACGAAAACGACAGUGACGUCUUGAACGUCGCUGUGAAAUCAACCGUUAGAAGCGAGGGAAACGCGAGUGCAAGUGCACAACAGGACGGUGGUGGUGUUCAGGCAGGGAGUGCGGGGCCGGCAAAGCCUUGUGACGAAAACGAAGGAUUAGAUGGUGGAGGUGCUCGGAGGCCGGGCUAGGGAGCCUACGGGGCCGCACAGGGCACCUCGCACCUACCCAGGGCUAGUGCAGCUGCAGGUGCGCCGUGUGGGCCCCCGCAAGAACAUAAAGGUCACCUCUGUGACCCAGAAAGACUCGAAGAGUCGCGGAAUUUGUGUUGAGACGAGCUCUGAAAAGGGCCAGGUACGUCCCAAGCUCAUCGCGCGGUACGUACAAGGCGCAAAGAACGAGAAACUCCCGUCGGAAAAGAUUGAUCCGACGGGACAAGACGAAACGGAGAAGGAGGACGUUAGUCCUAGUGGACGGCCGUUCGCGGCCAGAUUCAAGUACAAGUCGGAGCCCGAUCCGGGCUCCUGUAUAAGAAGCGAGGCUGGCGAGCGCAAUGUGGCAGAGCGGUGGCAUGGGCACCCAUGCGGCCAACAACCCAUGGAUGAAGUUAAUGGGCAUCGUCCACAAAGAACGGAGACAUCACGACUCGGGGUCCACCGCCGCCGCUGCCGCUUCUGGAGUGCAGGGUUCAGCGACCACCGGCAGCAACGAUCGGACGCUCAACCAACAAAAGUUUUGGGACUUUGA